UGACAGUUCGCGUGUGGGGUUUUUCACGUCUUUUCGGUCACAUAGGAAUGACUUGACUUGUGUAAUACUAUAAGUUGUUUCUAUCGAAAUUUUCAAAUAAUUAAUAAGAACCCAGUCAGCUAUGGGUGCUGGAAUGUCUGGUGCACCACGCACCGUCACCAUCGAGAAUGACAAUCCAGUCGGCGUUGUUGAUAUAUCCGAUGCAGUUGUUCAACGUUUGAAAAAUCAACACGCAAAAAUUCAGCAAGCUGAACAAAAAUAUGCCGAAACGACACCUGUCCCAGUUGCAAGUCCAUCACAAGUCCCGACAGCGCUGCCAGCGUCUCCGCAAACAACAACCGUGUAUUACGGAGAACCGACGAUAACUGCAUUGGAAGUGCGUCGACAAAAGGAACAAGAAUUACGUAACAAUGAUUUGUAUUGGGCAAAACGUCUAUCACAGUUGGAGCAAACACUUCAAAAAACGAACAGUAUUUUGGAGAAGGAGUAUAAUGCCGCUGUCGAUGAUGUCCGAAGCCGCUUCCAAAAUGCGGCACCUCAACAUCAAUUGCCACCGUGUAAAGAAUUCAAAGAAAAAUUGGUUGCAUGCUACAAGCAACAUCCGACCGAAACAUUAAUGUGUUCCCAGCAGGUAGCUGAGUUUAUGCAGUGUGUUGAUCGUCAUCGUAUUAAAAUUUUGGAUGAGAAACACGCUUCCGCAAAUCAAUCGAGAGCUGCUACAUCAGCUCCGGCAGGCGCAUAAUAUUUAAUUGAUGGUUUCCCAUUGAACGGUAAACAGUAAGGAAACGUUGACUUUGUAGUGAGUUCAUUUCUUGUUUGUAAAUUAUAUUUUUUCAAAUUCAUUUCUUUGAUUCUUUGAUUAAAUUAAACUUAAAGAGACACCUUGCUGUUUGACAUGA
This is a messenger RNA of Bradysia coprophila, 899 nucleotides long. It is a transcript of the gene Chchd3, whose product is annotated as Coiled-coil-helix-coiled-coil-helix domain containing 3. Gene Ontology annotation, cellular component: MICOS complex. Gene Ontology annotation, biological process: inner mitochondrial membrane organization. NCBI's taxonomy places the organism in Eukaryota, Metazoa, Arthropoda, Insecta, Diptera, Sciaridae. The record is from RefSeq and is a predicted model, not a curated record.